UGAAGUGAAAAAAACGAUUCCGCUAUUUUGGUAGUUUAGCCCGAAUGUGCCUCCAAAAAUGUGAGUACUUUGAGGUUAUGAAAACUCGGAAACGGACUUUUCUUUGGGUGCAUCCGGCUGCACACCAUGGCGGACUGUCGGUCUCUGUCGGAUGUAGAAGUCCUGGCAAAAAGGGACUGUCGCGGUUUCCGCGGCUCUUGUUAUUGUAGCUAGCGUUCGCUACGCUAGCCGUCGCCGCUGAGCCGUCCUCGCUCUUGUCAUAACCGCUGUCGAUUCAUUGCUGCGGGACAGGAAGUCAAACCGCAAAACAACACAAACAAGGUGACUGUGGAGCGAGCGCCGCACACAAACAGCAGAGCCGAGAAAUGUAAACGUUACGCUUUUUACGUUAGUGGCCUCGGCCAGCUUUACGGGAAUGGUUGUAGUGCACGGAAUGCUAACGCUUUUCCCCGCAAGUUUGAAGGUAAACACUCUCAGCUGCAUGCUUUAUUACACGAACCCUCUCAUUAAAAUGUUACUACGCGUUCAGAUUAGAUUACACACCUAACGCUGGCGUUAUUGAUGUGUAAAUAUAGUAUUGUGAUGGUGAUGGAGCAGCAUGUAGGAGUCGCAGAGAUGGUUAUUACUCUGUACAGCACGUCUGUCUGAGAGCUGUAAUAAAGAAAUCAUGUCUUGCAAAGCCGCAACCAAGGACAAGAAGUCGAGCUUCAGCAAGAAGCUGUUCAGGCGAGGCUCAGUGCGAUCUGUGGGCAGUUUUAUGAGCAGAUUCCUGAGGACACUGACAGCCUUAUCACACUUUGGAUCUGAGGUGCCAACAGAGGAGGACAAGGAUGAUGGAGGGUUUUCCACUUUCAAAUCUGGGAGUAAAGAUGUGCCCAUGGACGAUGGGGACUUGGGGGCUCUCCUUUGUGGGGACAGAGUGCCUGGAGUGUCAGGUCUCAAAAACCAUGGGAAUACCUGCUUCAUGAAUGCAAUCCUGCAGUGUCUCAGCAACACUGAACUCUUCGCUGAGUACUUGGUCCUGGAGCACUACAAAGACGAGGAGGGGGACGAAGACAAGCCGAAGACAAAUGGUGUGCAUCUGCAGAGGAAAGGUCCUCUGGCCAAAGGAGAGGUCACGGAGCAACUGUCAGGACUUGUCCGGGCUUUAUGGACGUUUGAGUAUACACCACAGCAUAGCAGAGAAUUCAAGAAUGCAGUGUCAAAAAACGCCACCCAGUUUAAAGGGAACGCUCAGCACGAUGCUCAGGAGUUUCUGUUGUGGCUGCUGGACAGAGUACACGAGGAUCUCAACAUAGUGAACCCUAACAGCAGGCCUCCUGUAAAGCCCCCUGUUGAAGAAGAUGAUCAAAGCAUUGAGGGGCCUUCUCCUCCUCUCUCUGCUGGGUCGUUCGUACAGGAACUGUUUCAGGCUCAGUACAGAUCCUCUCUCACCUGUCCACAUUGCCAAAAGCAGAGCAAUACAUUCGAUCCCUUCCUUUGCAUCUCUUUACCCAUCCCACUACCACACACACGGCCCCUGUAUGUGACUGUGGUGUACCAGGGGAAAUACUCUCACUGUAUGAGGAUUGGAGUAGCUGUUCCCCUCAACAGCACCGUCUAUCGCCUCCGAGAUGCUGUGUCACGCGAAACCAAGAUCCCACUGGACCAGUUCGUCUUGACUGAAAUGUACUACGAUGGCUUCCAUCGUUCGUUUUGUGACGACGACGACGAUCUGGAUAUCAUUCAAGAGAGCGAUUCCAUCUUUGCCUUUGAGACGCCAGAGACCUUCAAACUGGAAAACAUACGCACAAAACGAGGAAGCCUCCUCGCAAACCUGAAUCAUAACAACUUGAAGUAUGGGACUGAAAUCAGCAGGACGCCGUCUUUCAUGCAGGGGGCCACGACUCCUGUAACUGCAUCACCUAAUAAAAACCUGGGACCAGAAAAAAUUAUCCUAUUGGUGUGCAACAGAGCUUGUACCGGCCACCAAGGAAAGAGGUUCGGCCUGCCUUUUGUACUGUACAUGGAGCGCACUGUGACAUGGGAUGGACUCCAAAAAGAGAUCCUGGAGAAAAUGCGUCAUCUUUUGAGGCCUGGCGUCUACAUCCAGGUGGGACCAUUCAGUCUCCGGGUGGUUGGCGUUGUUGGUAUAACCUACCUCCUCCCCCAAGAUGAGCGACCGCUGUGCCACCCAACCGUGGAAAGAGCGUACAAGUCCUGUGGACAAGGUGGACCACCACAUGUGAAGAUUGUGGUCGAGUGGGACAAAGAGACCAAGGACUAUCUGUUUGGACACACUGAGGAGGAGUACAUUCCCGAUGCCGAGAGUGUGUAUCUGCACAGAGAACAUCACCGCCAGCCGCAGGCCUGCACCCUCGCUCAGUGCUUCCAGCUCUACACGAAGGAGGAGCAGCUGGCCCCAGACGACGCCUGGCGCUGUCCCCACUGCAAGCAGCUGCAGCAGGGCCGCAUUAAGCUCAGCCUGUGGACGCUGCCGGAUGUACUCAUACUGCAUCUCAAGCGGUUCAGACAGGAGGGCGACCGGAGGGUGAAGAUGCAGAACAUGGUGCGGUUCCCAUUGAUGGGCAUGGACAUGGCGCCUCAUGUGGUAAAGAGGAGUCAGAGCAGCUGGAGUUUGCCUUCCCAUUGGUCGCCAUGGAGAAGACCCUACGGACUGGGAAGAAACCCCGACGACUACCUAUAUGACCUGUACGCUGUGUGCAACCACCAUGGCAACAUGCAUGGAGGCCAUUACACCGCUUAUUGUAAGAACUCCAUUGAUGGUCAGUGGUACUGCUUUGACGACAGUGAAGUUUCACCAGUAGCUGAUGAUGACGUGUGUCAGCAGACGGCCUAUAUACUCUUCUACCAGCGGAGGACCGUUAUUCCUUCCUGGUCAGCCAACAGCUCUGUUGCUGGUUCCACCAGUUCAUCCCUGUGCGAUCACUGGGUCAACAGGUUGCCUGGCAGCAGACCUGCUAGUUUGGCCUCCGGAGCCUCGUCCAGACGCACCUCUCUGGCUUCUCUGGCUGAGUCCGUAGAGUUUCCCGGUGAACGCAAUGAGGAUGAUGGAGGAUUCUCUAUUCGUCCUUUUGUGAGGAGCAUUCAGCGUCAGAGCUUGUCCUCCCGCUCAUCCAUCGCGAGUCCCUUAGCCCUCAGCGACAGUGGGAUAAAGCCUUCUUGGUCUCUCUCUGCGAAGCUGCAAAUGAGGUCAAACUCCCCCUCACGGUUCUCCCUGGACUCUCGAUGUUCACCUCCACUGGAGAGGAUAGGAGAGGCCUGCGAUGACAAGGUAUCCACAUCCUGUUUCGGCAGCUACAGCAGACACGAGCGCUACUUUGGCAGCAGGACUCCAUUGUCUAUGAUGGAGAGCAACGUCAGUGACCAGGACAAUAAUAAAAGGUUCUUAGAUAUGAUUUACUGCAGGGCUCCCACUCCAGUGGAAAAGAAGAGCAGCAAAAAUGAGCCAAGUGAAAACAACAACCAGAUCACAGCUAUAGACCAAAACGUACUACCCGCCCAAGCAACUCCCUCCAAAGAACAGAAACGCAAGAGCAGUAUCGGAGGAUUUGCCUCAAAGGCAGAAAGCACAGGUUCUGCGAAGAGCUCCAGCAAAGUGGAGCAAGAAAAAACAUCCAAAAAACGUUUGUGCUCCGCCCAUAAGCCCGCCGCCUCUGAGACGUCUUCCAGUACACCUGUGAAAGGCAAGAAGUUAACCACGACUAAAGAGAAUGGUGCAAAUGUAAAGAAAAGCACCUCAACACCCAGCGGGACUCCCUCCAAAACAAGGGAAGCAACUAAGCUUCAAGAAUCAACACCGCAGCACAAGCCAUGUGUCCGUUCCACACCUCAAUCGUCUGCGUCACCCUCACCUACUGCAAAGAAGAACUCCAGUGUUGCAGAUAAAAGCACCACGAGUAGUCGUAAACGACUGGUGGAAAGGAGCUUCAGCAAAGAUUCUAUGCACACCAGCCCUAUGGCCAACAAUCUGAGAGGCAGCUCAGUAGCUCGUCCUUCACUCUCCAAAAGCAGUGAAGGCAACCGUCUUGAAAGGAGAUUUGUGAGGAGUUCAAGCAGCAGCUCUUCUGUCACGAGCCUGCGCUCGCCGAGCGUGUCCAACAGAGACCUACAGCGCAGCAGCAAGUCCGAGGAAAAAGGGCUGUCUUUCUUCAAGAGCGCCCUUCGACAAAGGGAAAGCCGCCGGUCGGCUGACUUGGGAAAGAGCACCCUGCUCGCUAAAAAGGCCUCAGAGAGGACGUGCAAGCAGAACGGACAAGCCAAGGACAACGGUACCGAUAACGCAAAGACAGGAGACGCUGUGUCUCCACAGGCGUCUACAGAUACCCGCGGAGGUGAGACAAAGUCAGAGACGAAAGAGUCUUCCAAACCCCCCAGCUCUCUCAGUCGCACUCUGUUAAAUGUAGGCAAGUCCAAGUCUUCCACUUCUGACCUAAGUCUCAAGUCUCCCACUAACGGGAAGAAGCCCCUAGAAAAGAAGGCGUCUUCCCGGAAGCUGUCAAGCAUGCAAUCUCCUGCACGUACAACACAGAGGCCUCAAUGAUACAUAUAUAUAUACACAUAUACAUACAAAUCCAUUAUAGGAAUACUGAACAUACAUUUUGCAGCUAUUUUCUUCGUGCCUACAUUUCAGAGAGCAUUCGACGUAUUUGUUCAGAGACACAUGCAAUGUUAAGGUUCUGUACGAUGGAUCUAACAAUAGAUGUGUAGGAGGGUUAAGAUAUUUUUUUUUUUUUUAACUAUUGGGUUUUAUCAGAAUCUGAAUGAGUUAUUCUUGGCGAUUUCUGCUAUGGCGAGUACAUCAGCAUGGCAUAAUAUGCAUUCAGCAGCUCAGCACAACCAGUUUGAUGGUAUUUAUACGCGGCCUGUAUGACAGCUGACAGAAUUUCCCCCGUUGUAAUCUUGCAAUCCAAUUACAUUUCCUUCAGACUAGAGGCUUGUUACAUGUUUAAAAAAAAUAUUCAGCCGGAGAAGGCUGAUUUAAAAUGCAGCAUCCUAUUGAUUAAAAGUAGUGGGAAUGAGAGACAUGUUAACCUUCUUCGCAUCAACACUGCAUUAUUAGUCUUGAGGUACUUUGUAUAUGUUUUAUAGAUUUUAUAGACCUUUUUCCCCCCAACAUAGAUGUUGAUGCUUAAACCUCGUUUCUGACGUCAGUUGGUCAAAGAAACCAGGAAAAUACUCACAUUAAAGGAGGUUGAAGUCAUGGAACCUUUUAAAAUGAAGUGGUUCAUUUAGUCGUGGAUCAGUCAUCGAUUAUUUGUUGCAGCCUUAACAGAAACACAACAUUGAUAAUGGUCUCUUGACAAAUACUGCAGCAGAGUCGAUAUAUGCUCUCCCUCUCUCCUCUCUCACACACAUGUAAACACACACACACACACACAAAAAAAGAGUUUCAUUCCGAAAUAGUUGUGGCUAAAUGAUUAUGUACUUUUCAUUGAUUGUUUUCAGCCGAUCAGAGUUUCUUUCUCCUCACACCUUGUGACGUUAGUACGAUUGUUUUUUGUCUAAAGCUGCGGAAUGUGUUUGUACUCGAGUACAUUCAUGUCUGUCUGGAAAAGUAUCGAGGAUCAGGAUAUGGAUUAUUAUUAUUAUUAUUAUUAUAACCAUUAAAUGAAUAGUUGCGAUGUAAUAUAGAAGGUCCCCUUUCCCCAAAAAGGGGGUAAAAAAAAAAAGUCAAUCACAACGAUCGGUACAUAAAUUGCGACAGAUUUUUAUCUUUGUUUAAUACUAGUACCUUUUCAACAGAAAUGUAUUUUUUAUUAAUUUCUUACAGAACUUUCCUAAUUUCCCCUCAAAAGAGAUUAAGUUUUUUGGAAUGAAACCCUUUAAGUUAAGCAAAAAUGCAUCCACAUAGAGUAUAGAUGCAUUGGUACAGAUAUGUACAUGGAGAAGUAUAUAGCCCAUUUAUUUUCUUUUUUCUUCCCACGAGCAACAUGAAAAUGAUCUUAAGCGCCUUUCAAAUACUGUACAUGGAAACAAAUAAUUGCCUUUGGCAACAUAGUAGUCUACUACUGUAUGCAUCACUGAGUAGGAAUGUUGUGUUGUUUGCACUUUGUAUAGAUAAAGUAGUUUUCUCUUACCCUCAACAAUUAUAUAUAUAUAUAUAUAUAUAUAUAUAUAAGUAUAUAUAUUACACACAUGCACACACACACACUAUCUUAAUGUAAGUAUCCCAUUUUUAAACAUGGUUGUACAUGACUUCAAAAACAGACCGUGUACAAAAAAAGUGGACGUAGUUUUCUGGUUGUGAAUGAACAAUCUAUUGAAUAGCCCCCAGGGGGCGAUACCGCUCCGUUUGGAAGUCUGAGAAGACGAGACUGUUUCCUCACUUCAUUUAGUUCAGACACUCUCCUGACAAGGUCAUUGUUUUAGCGCUUAAUCAUCAACAGCACAUGAUGUCAUCUUGUAAAUAUGUUUUUUCCCAUUUAGAGGAAACAAGUAAUGAGUGGACACCGGUGUGAUUGACGGCUUGUGCCGGUCCAAUUUGCAAAAUCGAGAGGCUUCAACCAGAACACUACGAUCACUUUUGUUUUAAAUAAAUGAUCCAUGUUUUCAAAACAUAUCUUAAAAAGUAGAGUCAGCAGGCCUUAGGCAUGGAAUGGUGAGAGGUAACAUUCAUUUCAAUGUUUCAGGAGACUUUUUUUAAAAAGAGGGGGUGGAAAAAUAAUAAUCACCUCUUCAUUCUUCCUGGUGCUGUAACAGACCACUGCUCCUCCGGCACUGACGUUUCUUACCAUGUUUUCUAAAAAAAAAUGUUCAGAACUGUGACCACAUAGACUUCAGUGAACCUACGAAACCAACCAAGCGUUUCACACAAUAACCUGUGGUACCUCCUCGGAGAGGACAACGCGUUUUUUACAGUUAUCGUUUCUUCAUCAGGCUGAAACUGAAUGUUGAUAAUGAGCCAUUUUCAUUUGUUAUAUUAUGAUCAAUGAGCCGCUCAAAUGCUGGCCCACUAUCCGGUGCUGUAAAGACACGGGCUCUAUUCCUUUAUGCAGUAUCAGAGUUUCAUGUCAUCUCAGCUGCUGCGAUGUCAGCCACCGUUUGAACAGCUCAACCGUCGUAGAAUUAAUUGCAAUAUUCACACGUUAGAUACCAGCAUCGUGUAUGUUGUCAGUGAAAGGGUGUGGGUGAGCUCAUUAGUAAGCGGGUUUUUAAUUUAAGAAUUGAUCCUAUUCUUAAAUUGAAUUACAUAUCGGGAGUCUUUCUGUUUCUCUGUAGCAUAUUGCAGGUUUACAUUAGUCCUCAGAGGAAAUGCCACGCAGUUUAAAGCUUUAAGUUUGUUAUUUUUAUGGCAUGAGCGGAUACUAGCGUCAUGUGUAACGUAAUAAUACGUCGGCAAUAGACGGACAGCAAGUUGAAAACACAUUCACAUUCUGGCCAUGCUGAAACUGACAGUCUAGCUUCAUCACAAGACUUUUCUCUUACCACAUUCGAGCUCUAGUUUGUCCUUAAAUGUCAUUUUUAAAGAACCUUGUUUCAUAUGAGAUGGUACGCAGAGACAAUCAGCAUCUUCAGAAGAAAUGUACAUAACGUGUAGAGGUAGAGAAAUUAAUCAGGCCUAUAUUUGCCCUUAAUUACACAUUUUUAUUCUU
Molecule: messenger RNA, 7595 nt
Organism: Solea solea (common sole)
Lineage: Eukaryota; Metazoa; Chordata; Actinopteri; Pleuronectiformes; Soleidae
Gene: usp31
Product: ubiquitin specific peptidase 31
Exons: 16
Coding region: 668-4543 (1291 amino acids)
Biological process (GO): protein deubiquitination
Molecular function (GO): cysteine-type deubiquitinase activity
Source: RefSeq, a predicted model, not a curated record